Salvelinus fontinalis (brook trout) is the source of this 12290-nucleotide messenger RNA. RefSeq lists its product as uncharacterized. NCBI's taxonomy places the organism in Eukaryota, Metazoa, Chordata, Actinopteri, Salmoniformes, Salmonidae. The transcript is spliced from 2 exons. Gene Ontology annotation, biological process: neuron projection development. Gene Ontology annotation, cellular component: plasma membrane. Bases 434 to 5605 code for a protein of 1723 amino acids. The record is from RefSeq and is a predicted model, not a curated record.
UGGCUAUCAGAACCUUUUCAAUACAACACACUAACACACACACAGCAGAUAGCAAAGAGACCUGGCUGCCUGCCUUCCUGCCUGCCUGCCUUUCUGCCUGCCUCUUGCCUGCCUGCCUGCCAAACACAGAAACAGAUCCUUCUGUUACCAGAAACUGUAGCUCACUGCAAUCAGAAUCUAUCAACAACACGCAGGAGGGGAGUGGGAGACAUAGGUAGCUUGAGUCCCGGAGAUGAGACGUGGCUGCGAUAGGAGACCUGUACUCAGGACCAUGGGAAGAGUUCUCUCUCUGUUGGACUGCUGAGGAACCUCUGACAUCACCACUGUGUGCACGGGAACCUCUGACAUCACCACUGUGUGCACGGGAACCUCUGACAUCACCACUGUGUGCACAGGAACCUCUGACAUCACCACUGCCCCUGAGGAGCCUCGUAUGGAUACCGGUCACCAGUCUGUUAAUCAAGACCGUCAGCCAAAACCUCACGGGCACACUAUGAUUGGUGUGGGGGUGGAUGGGGAGUCGUUGGAGCACGGAGACACAACUAUCAUACCUAUCGCAGCUAUUAGAGGAGUGGACUCAGGUGAUGUUGCUGUUCAGCUGGACUCACACCCUGUGGUGGAAAGUACUCAGAUUACAGGGCGUGCUGAGUUUGAAACACCCACUGUUCAAAUACUCCCCUCAGUACAGGACCAUGCAACAGAGGAGGACUCAUUCUUAAACACAUCGAAACACAGAGAAUUCUCCCUGAAGAAGGAGGAGGAGAGAGAGAAAGUGGAGAAGAGAGGGAUAGAGGAUGUCAGAAAGAAAUAUGGAGAGAGAGAUAAAGAGAAGGAGUUAAGUGAAGAUAAAGAGACAGAUGGAGAAAUAAAUAAAGACAAAGACAGAGAGAAAGAGAAGAAGAGAGAGGAGCAGAGUGAGAGACAACACAUGCAGACCCAGGUUAGUCUGGAGGUGGAUCAGCACCACUCUGUAGCCACCAGCCCCAUGACCCCACCCCAGGGGGUCGGCGCCGAUGCCUUCCCCUUCCCAGCAGCCUCUAGGAGUCUGGAGGUGGUCCAGUACCACUCUGUAGCCACCAGCCCCAUGACCCCACCCCAGGGGGUCGGUGCCGACGCCUUCCUCUUCCCAGCAGCCUCUAGGAGUCUGGAGGUGGUCCAGUACCACUCUGUAGCCACCAGCCCCAUGACCCCACCCCAGGGGGUCGGCGCCGACGCCUUCCCCUUCCCAGCAGCCUCUAGGAGUCUGGAGGUGGUCAAGUAUCACGCUGUAGCCACCAGCCCCAUGACCCCACCCCAGGGGGUCGGCGCCGACGCCUUCCCCUUCCCAGCAGCCUCUAGGAGUCUGGAGGUGGUCCAGUAUCACGCUGUAGCCACCAGCCCCAUGACCCCACCCCAGGGGGCCGGCGCUCCGGUCUUCCUCUUCCAAUUAGCCUCUAUGGGGCCGGGGGUGGAGACUAAAGAUGCAGAGCUGCAAGAGGGGCACCAGCUGGAGUUCUGUUCUGUUACCACAGCAUCCAUUGCUUCAAACAACACCCCCACAGUCCCCGCUGCCUUCCCAGAGCUCAGCAGGAGAGAAGACGAGGCGAGGAAGGAGGUGAGGAGAAAUAAACAGGGGAGGGACGAGAGGGAAUCUACAUCAGACUCUGUUGUAGUUACUCCUCGUCUGAUGUCAUCCCCGGUACUGAAAUGUAGCGCUCUGAAAGAGGACGUGGCUGAAGAGACAAAGUCACAGUCCAACAUCCCUCCAGAUAGCUCUGUUGACUCAGAUCCUCAGACUGACAGACUCGGUCACAACUACGCCGGUGAACCAGCACCAGUGGAGGUUAAAAGGAGAGGGCGACAUGGGGCGACUGGGGACGCUGUCGAUCAAGAGAUCACCAUUCUGGUGACUCAUCAUGACAGCUUUGGAGUUGAGGAAGAAGAGGAGGAGGAAGAGGAGGAGGAGAGAAGGGGGGAGGAGAGAAGGGAGGAUAUUAUGUCAUUUAUUCACUGCACUGAGCCUGAAGGGUCUGUGGAGGUUGACAACAGUGAGGGGGUGAAAGUCGUUCCUCCAGUGCCCCAAAACAGCCUGGACGAUGGGAGGAGUGACGACACAGCUCAACCCAAAACCACAAGGACUGUCAUGAACCUACACUCACACGCAAACAGACAGGAAGAUUCUCUCCCUCCAUCCGGUGAAGACAUCCGAACAGAAACGAAGCAGAUGACAUCACCACAAUCUCUGACUAAAAACAAGCACCCAGAACACAUAGGAGAAGAAUCGAAGCUCCGCUUUAGUGAGGAGCAAACCAACCAGAGAGAACAGUGCAGCCUAGUGGACAGGAAUGGAACUGCCCAAUCCAACCAGACAGAACAGCGCAGCCUAGUGGACAGUAGUGGAAGUCCUCAACCCAACCAGACAGAACAGCUCCAGCCCCCUCUAAUUGGCCCUCCAGUCCCUGGCUUCCUGGCCCUGCAGCAGCAGACCCAGGUUAGUCUGGAGGUGGCUCAGCACCACUCUGUAGCCACCAGCCCCAUGACCCCACCCCAGGGGGCCGGCGCCGACGCCUUCCUCUUCCCAGCAGCCUCUAGGAGUCUGGAGGUGGUUCAGUAUCACUCUGUAGCCACCAGCCCCAUGACCCCACCCCAGGGGGUCGGCGCCGACGCCUUCGUCUUCCCAGCAGCCUCUAGGAGUCUGGAGGUGGUUCAGUAUCACUCUGUAGCCACCAGCCCCAUGACCCCACCCCAGGGGGUCGGCGCCGACGCCUUCAUCUUCCCAGCAGCCUCUAGGAGUCUGGAGGUGGUUCAGUAUCACUCUGUAGCCACCAGCCCCAUGACCCCACCCCAGGGGGCUGGCGCCGAUGCCUUCCUCUUCCCAGCAGCCUCUAGGAGUCUGGAGGUGGUCCAGUACCACUCUGUAGCCACCAGCCCCAUGACCCCACCCCAGGGGGCCGGCGCUCCGGCCUUCCUCUUCCCAGCAGCCUCUAGGAGGAUGGAGGUGGUUCAGUAUCACUCUGUAGCCACCAGCCCCAUGACCCCACCCCAGGGGGUCGGCGCCGACGCCUUCAUCUUCCCAGCAGCCUCUAGGAGUCUGGAGGUGGUUCAGUAUCACUCUGUAGCCACCAGCCCCAUGACCCCACCCCAGGGGGCUGGCGCCGAUGCAUUCCUCUUCCCAGCAGCCUCUAGGAGUCUGGAGGUGGUCCAGUACCACUCUGUAGCCACCAGCCCCAUGACCCCACCCCAGGGGGCCGGAGCUCCGGUCUUCCUCUUCCAAUUAGCCUCUAUGGGGCCGGGGGUGGAGACUAAAGAUGCAGAGCUGCAAGAGGGGCACCAGCUGGAGUUCUGUUCUGUUACCACAGCAUCCAUGGCUUCAAACAACACCCCCACAGUCCCCGCUGUCUUCCCAGAGCUCAGCAGGAGAGAAGACGAGGCGAGGAAGGAGGUGAGGAGAGAGAAACAGGGGAGGGACGAGAGGGAAUCUACAUCAGACCCUGUUGUAGUUACUCCUCGUCUGAUGUCAGCCCCGGUACUGAAAUGUAGCGCUCUGAAAGAGGACGUGGCUGAAGAGACAAAGUCACAGUCCAACAUCCCUCCAGAUAGCUCUGUUGACUCAGAUCCUCAGACUGAAGGACUCGGUCACAACUACGCCGGUGAACCAGCACCAGUGGAGGUUAAAAGGAGAGGGCGACAUGGGGCGACUGGGGACGCUGUCGAUCAAGAGAUCACCAUUCUGGUGACCCAUCAUGACAGCUUUGGAGUUGAGGAAGAAGAGGAGGAGGAAGAGGAGGAGAGAAGGGGGGAGGAGAGAAGGGAGGAUAUUAUGUCAUUUAUUCACUGCACUGAGCCUGAAGGGUCUGUGGAGGUUGACAACAGUGAGGGGGUGAAAGUCGUUCCUCCAGUGCCCCAAAACAGCCUGGACGAUGGGAGGAGUGACGACACAGCUCAACCCAAAACCACAGGGACUGUCAUGAACCUACACUCACACGCAAACAGACAGGAAGAUUCUCUCCCUCCAUCCGGUGAAGACAUCCGAACAGAAACGAAGCAGAUGACAUCACCACAAUCUCUGACUAAAAACAAGCACCCAGAACACAUAGGAGAAGAAUCGAAGCUCCGCUUUAGUGAGGAGCAAACCAACCAGAGAGAACAGUGCAGCCUAGUGGACAGGCGUGGAACUCCCCAAUCCAACCAAACAGAACAGCGCAGCCUAGUGGACAGUAGUGGAACUGCCCAAUCCAACCAGACAGAACAGCGCAGCCUAGUGGACAGUAGUGGAACUUCCCAAUCCAACCAGACAGAACAGCGCAGCCUAGUGGACAGUAGUGGAACUGCCCAAUCCAACCAGACAGAACAGCGCAGCCUAGUGGACAGGAAUGGAACUGCCCAAUCCAACCAGACAGAACAGCGCAGCCUAGUGGACAGUAGUGGAACUGCCCAAUCCAACCAGACAGAACAGCGCAGCCUAGUGGACAGGCGUGGAACUCCUCAACCCAACCAGACAGAACAGCUCCAGCCCCCUCUAAUUGGCCCUCCAGUCCCUGGCUCCCUGGCCCUGCAGCAGCAGACCCAGGUUAGUCUGGAGGUGGCUCAGCACCACUCUGUAGCCACCAGCCCCAUGACCCCAUCCCAGGGGGCCGGCGCCGAUGCCUUCCCCUUCCCAGCAGCCUCUAGGAGUCUAGAGGUGGUCCAGUACCACUCUGUAGCCACCAGCCCCAUGACCCCACCCCAGGGGGUCGGCGCCGACGCCUUCCUCCUCCCAUCAUCCUCUAGGAGGAUGGGGGUGGAGUUUAAGGACACUGAGCUGCAAGUGGGCCGGCAGGUGGAGUUCCAUUCUGUCUCCACGGCACCCAGGUUUCCAAAACCGGCUCCCGCCGCCCCCGCAGCCUUCCCAGAGCUCAGCGGACGAGAGGGGGAGGAGAAGAAAGAGGAGAAAAGGGCUAAGGAGAGAAAGGUGGAGGAGAGUACAAAAGAGAAGAAGGAGGAGAGAAGGGAAGAGGAACCUGAUAAGCAAACAGAGGACAAAAAUAAGGAGGGAAAAACGAAGGAGACAACGGAAGAGAAGAGGUCGGACGAGCUGGUGCAGGAAGUGAGGUCGGACGAGCUGGUGCAGGAAGUGAGGUCGGACGAGCUGGUGCAGGAAGUGAGGUCGGACGAGCUGGUGCAGGAAGUGAGGUCGGACGAGCUGGUGCAGGAAGUGAGGUGGGACGAAAGGGGGAUGACGUGGGAGGUGUAUGGGGCGGUGGUAGAGGUAGCCGUCCUGGGCUCAGCCAUACAGAAACACCUGGAGAAACAGGUUCAGAAGCUCAGAAAGCAUCCCUCUCCUGCCCUGCCUCCCCCUCCUCCCCUCAACCCAGCUGCCAUGCCCCUGCCCACCACCCUUCCCCUCAAGGCAGCCACCAUGCCCCUGCACUCCACCCCUCCUCCCCUAAACCCAGCCGCCAUGCCCCUGCCCACCACCCCUCCUCCAGCCUCUGGGACCACCCAGGUGUUGUCAGGUAAGGGCUCGACCAGGAAGAGAGGGGAGCCGGAGGGGAAGAGAAGCAGGCGCCGGAGGAACCCUUUCCGUUUGCUGUUGAAGAACAUGCAGCAGCACAAAUGUUGCUCUCGAGCUCAUUCCACUGAGUGACACUGCAGGAACAUCAUCCAUAACCACCUUCCUUACCCCUUCCUUCACUUACUACAUUACAUCAUGGCCUUACCACUUCCUGGACUUACUACAUUACAUCAUGGCCUUACCACUUCCUGGACUUACUACAUUACAUCAUGGCCUUACCACUUCCUGGACUUACUACAUUACAUCAUGGCCUUACCCCUUCCUGGACUUACUACAUUACAUCAUGGCCUUACCCUUUCCUGGACUUACUACAUUACAUCAUGGCCUUACCCCUUCCUGGACUUACUACAUUACAUCAUGGCCUUACCCCUUCCUGGACUUACUACAUUACAUCAUGGCCUUACCCCUUCCUGGACUUACUACAUUACAUCAUGGCCUUACCCCUUCCUGGACUUACUACAUUACUUCAUGGCCUUACCACUUCCUCUGCUCCCUCAACCACUGGACUGCAGUAAACUGUUACAAUUAUCUUUACACCAUCUCCCAAGCCACUGGACUGCAACAUUAAUUCAUCAUCUAAGCCAAAAUAGUUCAGCCAUACCUACACUAUGUUAGCAGCCAUGCAAGCUAACUUUAGCAGCCUGUUUGACUAUUGAACUUCAGUUUAACUACAUCCCAGAUAGCACAUAACGUUCUGAGAACCAUACAGUGCAUCCGGAAAGUUUACAGACCCUUUGACGUUUUGCAAAAUGUUCCUUUACAGCCUUAUUCUAAAAUGGAUUAAAAAAAAUUGUUUCUCAUCAAUCUACACACAAAACCCCAUAAUGACAAAGCGAAAACAGGUUUUUGUAGACAUUUUUGCUAAUUUGUGACUUGUUUGAAGAAACUAGGUGUAUUUUGCACGUUUCUACUUCACAGGAGAGCCGUUUUUUUAAAUCAAAAUGUGUUUUUUGGCAGAAAUGCCUUCUGGAACAUGUGAACUUUCAUGUGCCUUAACAACAUACUUGUAUUCCAUCUGUAAAUACAAAUCAAAUUGUUAAAUUACGAGCCUAGUUGGUUCAGCCACACAAAAAGAAAGCAACCUUCCUGCUAGCCAUGAUUGGCUGAGAUAAUGAAUGGGCUGGACAUGCUGAGAGAUGAGUUCGGAUUGGUCUCCCAUGUAGCAGGCUUCUGUUUAUUUGAGCUGGUCAGUAUGUGUAGGUAAUCCUUUCUAUCGCAGCUUUUUUAUUUUUUAAAGAUAUCACAUAUGAGAACUGCAUAAGUGUUCCUCUCUAAUUUCUGAAGGACCGAGUUUUGAAAUCAUUGGAAUUAGAGUCUGAUAACUAAGGAGAUGGAAAAAAUACUUGUCUCCGGAUUACAUGUUCAAACUAAGGGCAACUAUGGCAUCCGUGACAGAGAGGGAGAAGCGUCCAUUUAUUUUAUUUAUUUUUUAUUUUACCGUUAUUUUACCGUUAUUUUACCAGAUAAGUUGACUGAGAACACAUUCUCAUUUGCAGCAACGACCUGGGGAAUAGUUACAGGGGAGAGGAGGGGGAUGAAAAAGCCAAUUGUCCAUCCAUGUAGCUAGCUAAAUCUUCAGAUGUUACACGUUUCUAAUUUUGUCAGAAAGUCAUUUUAAUUUCAAGUUAAAGUGUACUGUUAGCUAGCCUCUCUAACGUUAGCUGGCUGGCUCACUAGCUAUUGUUACGUGUAUGAUUUGUGUAGUAAUAUUAGAGCCAUUUGGUUUGCUAGUGAUAGCCUCAUUUUGUCUAGCUAACAUUGAACCUUGUUGGUUAGCCACCUGCAGAUUGAUGCAGGGUAGUAACAUCAUGAUUUGGGAUUAUGGUUAAUGGUUUAGCUAGCUAGCUACAUAUCUUAACAAACGACUCCAAUAUGCAAGUAACCAUUUCAAUAGAAUGUUCAAGGUGUCACUGCGAUAAAUGUUGAUAGACUUGGCUGGUAAAUUCGCUCUGGCUUCAGAACACUCUCGUCUGAGUGUGCUCGAGUGCAGAAUUACUAACAAAUUUAUGAACGCUCAACACCCAUUAAAUAGGGCUGGUGUUGGUAAACGUUGGUAAAAAAAAGCGUAAUUAAAUUGCUGCCAGCAACACAAUAACAGUCACCAACGCUCUGGAUAACAUGAAAACAGCCUAACCAGCUCUGCUAGGGUGAGUAAAAUGAUCAGAGUGAGCUGUUCUCUCAUUUGAAUUGGAAGUAGCUAACAAGCUAUCUAACGUUAGCCAAUUAGCUACUGUUGUAAGGACAGAACUCUCGGAUAAACCCUACUCCUCGACCGUACAUGCAAAUCAUUGAAGAGAUGGGUGGGGCAAAAGCUUAAGAGGGUGUGAACAAUGUUGAAUGGGUGUAGACAAAGAUGUAGGUGCACCAAAACAUUCAAAGGCUAUUUUCUCAAAAGUGAUGUUACAAGUUGAUCAACUUUCAAAGCAGAAUUACUUUCCCAUUGUUCCUAAACUGUAGUGUAUGAUAUACUAUUUUCUAGCUCUGAGUCUCUAGUGUUAUCCAAUGUAAAAAACACAAUUUCAUAUUUUUCUACAUUAGACCGAAUCUAGCCGGUUGGUCACAUGUAUUAAAAAUAAAAACAGAAAUACCUUAUAUACAUAAGAAUUCGGACCCUUUGCUAUGAGACUUGAAAUUGAGCUCAGGUCCAUCCUGUUUCCAUUGAUCAUCCUUGAGAUGUUUCUACAGCUUAAUUGUAGUCCACCUGGUGGUAAAUUCAAUUGAUUGGACAUGAUUUGGAAAGGCACACACCUGUCUAUAUAAGGUCCCACAGUUCACAGUGCAUGUCAGAGCAAAAAACAAGCCAUGAGGUCAAAGUAAUUGUCCAGAGAGCUCUGAGACAGGAUUGUGGGAAGGCACAGAUCUGGGGAAGGGUACCAAAACAUUUCUGCCGCAUUGAAGGUCCCAAAGAACACAGUGGCCUCCAUCAUUCUUAAAAGGAAGAAGUUUGUAUACACCAAGACUCUUCCUAGAGCUGACCGCCCAGCCAAACUGAGCAAUCGAGGGAGAAUAGCCUUGGUCAGGGAAGUGACCAAGAACCUAAUGGUCACUCUAACAGAGCUCCAGAGUUUCUCUGGGGAUAUGGGAGAACCUUCCAGAAGGACAACCGGUAGCCACUACUCAGUAAAAGGCACAUGACAUCCCACUUGGAGUUGGGCUGUCAGGACUCUCUGACCAUGAGAAACAAUAUUCUCUGGUCUGAGGAAACCAAGAUUGAACUCUUUGGCUUGAAUGCCAAGCGUCACGUCUGGAGGAAACCUGGCACCAUCCCUAUGGUGAAGCAUGGUGGUGGCAGCAUCAUGCUGUGUGGAUGUUUAUCAACAGCAGGUACUGGGAGACUAGUCAGGAUCGAGGGAAAGAUGAACGGAGCAAAGUACAGAGAGAUCCUUGAUGAAAACCUGCUCCAGAGUGCUCAGGACCUCAGACUGGGGGCAAGGUUCACCUUCCAACAGGACAAUGACCCUAAGCACACAGCCAAGACAACGCAGGAGUGGCUUCUGGGCAAAUCUCUGAAUGUCCUUGAGUGGCCCAGCCAGAGCCCGGACUUGAACCAGAUCAAACAUCUCUGAAGAGACCUGAAAAUAGCUGUGCAGCGACACUCCCCAUCCAACCUGACAGAGCUUGAGAGGAUUUACAGAGAAGAAUUGGAGAAGCUCCCGAAGUACAGGUUUCCCAAGCUUGUAGCGUCAUACCCAAGAAGAUUCAAGGCUUUAACCGCUACCAAAGGUGCUUCAACAAAGUACUGAGUAAAGGGUCUGAAUACUUAUGCAAAUUGUAUAUUUCAGUUAAUUUUUUACAUACAUUUGUAAAAAAAAUUCAAUAAAAUGUUUAGCUGUUUUUGCUUUGUCAUAAUGCGUUAUUGUGUGUAGAUUGAUGAGGGGAAAAAAAUAUUUUAUCAAUUUUAGAAUAUGGCUCUAGCGUAACAAAAUGUGUUAAAAGCCAAGGGGUCUGAAUACUUUCCCAAUGUACCUUUUGUUUCUUAGAGCUUGGUGAGAGUGUGGUUAUCCUAUGGUUAUUAUGUGUACAACCUUCCCACAACGUUCUGGGAAUGUGGCAGGAUAGUUUCUUGGCUUUGGAACAUUCUCAGCACAUUUAAAAACUUGACCAAAAAAACACAAUUUAUUUGGUAGUUCAUUACUUUAACAGAACGUUUCCUGUUCUUGGAACGUUCUCCAACUGGUUUGGGAAUUUUCAUCGAAUAGUUCAGAGAACGUUAAGAAACAAUGUUUUUUCUGUGGGAAUUUUCAGUACUUCAGCAUAGCGUUUCCUACAGGUUUUCAUCGUGGUUUUAUGUUAGAGAAUGUUAGGAAAACCGCAGAUAAAAACCACAAGAAAAUGUAGUAACAUUCUGAGAAUGUUACUAAGGAUGUUAUUUAAAAACAUACGUUCCCUUCUCAAAACUUUAAAGGGGAAACUUCACCAUUUUUCUACUUCAUAUAAAUAAUCUACAGCACCACUCCAACAUCAACAUAUGUGAAAAUGGUGUGUUUCUAUGUUUUGAUAAGUAAAACAGAUAGAGGAAGAUAAGUGUUUACAAUGACAUCAUCGGUGUACAUCGUGUGAUUUUGAUCAAUUGUGAGUAGGCAUUACCUACUAAUUGACUACUAUUUGCUUACUAAUUGCAUACUAAUUGCUUACUAUUUGCUUACUAAUCGCCUACUAACUGACUACUAUUUGCUUACUAAUUGCCUACUAAUUGACCACUAUUUGCUUACUAAUUGCCUACUAAUUGACUACUAUUUGCCUACUAAUUGCCUACUAAUUGCUUACUAUUUGCUUACUAAUUGCCUACUAAUUGACUACUAUUUGUCUACUAAUUGCCUACUAUUUUCCUAAUAAAUUGCCUACUAAUUGUCUACUAUUUGCCUACUAAUUGCCUACUAAUUGCCUACUAAUUGCUUACUAUUUGCUUACUAAUUGCCUACUAAUUGACUACUAUUUGUCUACUAAUUGCCUACUAUUUUCCUAAUAAAUUGUCUACUAAUUGUCUACUAUUUGCCUACUAAUUGCCUACUAAUUGCCUACUAAUUGCUUACUAUUUGCUUAGUAAUUGCCUACUAAUUGACUACUAUUUGUCUACUAAUUGCCUACUAUUUUCCUAAUAAAUUGCCUACUAAUUGUCUACUAAUUGCCUACUAAUUGACUACUAUUUGUCUACUAAUUGCCUACUAUUUUCCUAAUAAAUUGCCUACUAAUUGUCUACUAUUUGCCUACUAAUUGCCUACUAAUUGCUUACUAUUUGCUUACUAAUUGCCUACUAAUUGACUACUAUUUGUCUACUAAUUGCCUACUAUUUUCCUAAUAAAUUGCCUACUAAUUGUCUACUAAUUGUCUACUUAUUGGUUGAUGAUGCCAUUAGAAACGUUUAUCUUCUCUAUCUUUUUUAAUACAAAACAUAGAAAAGCGUCAUUUUGGGGCGAUGAUGAAAACUUCUCAUAAAAACCACAAGAAAACGUAUUUUUUUUUAAAACCAUUCAGUUCAUCAAAACUGUCUCUAUCGUCUAUGUGUCUUGAUGAGCGCUUGUUUCAUGUGAAAUUGGGAUUGUUUGAAUCGACUAAAGUGAACAACUUUGCAUGCGUAAAGAAAAACGUGGCCAUCCUGGAGGGGCGAUGGACUAAUCCUAUGGAGAACCGAAGAUUACCGAUGCCGUGUCACAAUAAAAUAAAUAAAUGUAUUUGCAUGAUUAAUGCCUAAUGAAAUGAAUUUCCAUGUGUCUCAUUUGUGCUUGCCGUUCAAAAUAGUUAACCCAAAAGAAGCUAGCAGUGUAAUUUAACAGUCUUAUUGAAACAUUCAGUGAUUGUUUUAAGGAAGUCAUUCGAAAACCUCCAAAUAACCUAGAAAAAGCACUGGUGGAAAUAGUACUAACAUGUAAUACUGUAGUAUAAGGCAAGACGCCUUAAUAGAAAAUGACUCAAAAGUGAAAGUCGCCCAGUAAAAUACUACUUGAGUAAAAGUCUAAAAGUAUUUGGUUUGAAAUAUACUUAAGUAUCAAAAGUAAAAGUAUAAACCAUUUCAAAUUCCUUAUAUUAAGCUUAUAUAUAUAUAUAUAUAUAUAUAUUUUUUUUUGAUGGAUAGCCUGUGGCACACUCCAACACUAAGACAUAAUUUACAAACAAAGUAUUUGUGUUUAGUGAGUCCACCAGAUCAGAGGCAGUAGGGAUGACCAGGGAUGUUCUCUGUUUAGUGAGUCCACCAGAUCAGAGGCAGUAGGGAUGACCAGGGAUGUUCUCUGUUUAGUGAGUCCACCAGAUCAGAGGCAGUAGGGAUGACCAGCGAUGUUCUCUGUUUAGUGAGUCCUCCAGAUCAGAGACAGUAGGGACGACCAGGGAUGUUCUCUGUUUAGUGAGUCCUCCAGAUCAGAGGCCGUAGAGAUGACCAGGGAUGUUCUCUGUUUAGUGAGUCCUCCAGAUCAGAGGCAGUAGGGAUGACCAGGGAUGUUCUCUGUUUAGUGAGUCCUCCAGAUCAGAGGCCGUAGAGAUGACCAGGGAUGUUCUCUGUUUAGUGAGUCCACCAGAUCAGAGGCAGUAGGGAUGACCAGGGAUGUUCUCUGUUUAGUGAGUCCUCCAGAUCAGAGGCAGUAGGGAUGACCAGGGAUGUUCUCUGUUUAGUGAGUCCUCCAGAUCAGAGGCCGUAGAGAUGACCAGGGAUGUUCUCUGUUUAGUGAGUCCACCAGAUCAGAGGCAGUAGGGAUGACCAGGGAUGUUCUCUGUUUAGUGAGUCCUCCAGAUCAGAGGCAGUAGGGAUGACCAGGGAUGUUCU